Molecule: messenger RNA, 2615 nt
Organism: Pseudophryne corroboree (corroboree frog)
Lineage: Eukaryota; Metazoa; Chordata; Amphibia; Anura; Myobatrachidae
Gene: MON1B
Product: MON1 homolog B, secretory trafficking associated
Exons: 6
Coding region: 204-2381 (725 amino acids)
Biological process (GO): protein targeting to vacuole; vesicle-mediated transport
Cellular component (GO): Mon1-Ccz1 complex
Source: RefSeq, a predicted model, not a curated record
UUUCCUGAGCCUGAGUUCCGUCUCCGAGCCUGCCGCGCUCUCCGAUUGGAUAGAAAUCAGAUCAGCUGAUGUUGUCCGCUUAGGAUUCGUUGUCACUGUCUCCGCCCCCUCACCGUCUGCUGCAGCAGUGACUCCAGCAGCGGCAAGUCGGUGGUGCGCGUCCCCGGGGCUGAGCGGCGGUGCGCGGGCACGGAGGAUCGCCCAUGUCAGAGGCCGGCGGAGAUGUGGGGGUGAUGGCGGAAGCAUCGGAAUCGCCAAAUCUUCAUCACGGGAGAGAGAAGGAGUCGGACAGAGGUCUUCAGGCAAGCCCACCCAAUGCUGAUCAUCCACCCACAAUGACGUCGACACUUGAUCUCCCUUCAACACAGGAGGUCACACAGUUUCAGCAAAAAGAUCCUGAGCACGGUUCACAGGAGCCUGUAGACUGUACCGGAGCCGAUGAUAAAGAGCAGACCGCAAAUGUUCUUGAGCAAAGCACUUUGGAGAAGAAAGACUUGAAGGAGGUCCCCAUUGAGGUUACAUCAGAUGGGGCUUCACAGUUGGACAGCAAGGUGGUCACUGCAGAUGGUGACUCCUUACAGGAUAGGCUUUAUAUGGUUGAAGACUCGAGCCAGGAUGGUUCAUCGCUCUUGGCAGAGGAGCAUAGAGAGCAGGGAACUGUUGGAACUGUUUUUGAUGACAACUUGUUCCCGAGAACUUUGCAGGUUGAUUCAGAUGGGAAUUUGGAGACAAACCACGAAGAGGCUACAGUAGAUCAUGACUUAAAUCAGACUUCUGAGAAGGUGACCGGGGACACUGAGAAGCCGGCUGUGGAUGACUCUGCCAAUGUGACCAAACUGGAUGUUACAUCCUCGGAGCCCGGACCUGCAGUUGCAGAAUGUGAGGAUGACGUCAAGGAUCUAACUGAUUCCGCCUCUACGGAUAACACAUUUGAGGACUCUGGAGAUUUCACCAGCAUCUCCUCAGUUGUUGGAGGAGUAGCUACUGAGGCAUCCCCACCAACUACCCCUGUCCAGCGUGAUGAGGACGUCACAGCGGAGAGCUGGCGCACCAAACGCAAGCACGUGUUUGUCCUGAGCGAGGCCGGGAAGCCCAUUUACUCCCGUUACGGCAACGAGGAGGCCCUGUCUUCUACCAUGGGUGUAAUGAUGGCGCUGGUCAGUUUCGUCCAGAGCGGCAAUAACUGUAUCCGUUCCAUCCAGUCAGACAAACACAAGGUGGUCUUCCUGCAGCAGGGACCGCUGGUGCUGGUGUCUGUAUCCCGGGCCCCUCAAUCGGAGGAGCAGCUGAGACGGGAGCUGCAGUACGUUUACUACCAGAUCAUCAGCAUGCUGACCCAGGCCAGUGUAGCUCGGAUCUUUGAGCGCAAGAAGAACUACGACCUGCGACGUCUUCUCGCCGGCUCUGAGAAGAUCCUGGACAGCCUCUUGGACUUGUUAGACACUGAUCCCGGCUUCCUCCUGGACGCUGUGCAGUGCGUGGCGUUACCCAGCCCGCUCCGGGAUUCGCUGAGCUCCAUGCUCACCAAGACCAUCACUCCAAAUCUGGUCUUCUCCAUUUUGGUAGCAGAGCAGCAGCUUGUGACUGUGGUGCAGGAGCGGGCGGUCAUCGAGGACUGCCGCCUGGAUCCCGCUGACCUCCACCUCCUGCUCAACCUCAUUGGGGCCUCCUCUGCCUUCCAGGCGGGUGAGAUAUGGACUCCUAUCUGUCUCCCUCGCUUUAACCCCGAUGGAUACUUUUAUGCUUAUAUCUCCUACUUGGACCCCCAGUGCACUGUGUGCUUGGUGCUACUGUCUACCGAUAAGGAGUCCUUCUAUGCUGUAUCCGGCUGCAAGAGGAAGAUCCAGGAGGCCAUGGAGGCGCAGAACUCUUUGCAGGCCCUGGCCGGAGCUCUCCGGAGCUGCUCGUACAGCGUCUCUCUUGUGGGGAUCCCUGAGCUGCUGCACUUUGUCUACAAACCUCUGGACAUCCCCGACACCUACCGUCAGCUUCCGCAAUUUACAAGCCCUGAGACGGACGGUCCCUACUCCAGCCAGGAGGAGAGGCAGAGACUGUUUGAUUUGUACCGGUACCUCCACUGCCGCAUCCACAGCUCGGUGCGCCCGCUGCGACUCAUCUACCACGUGGCGGAGAAAGAGACACUGCUGGCCUGGGUCACUAGCAAGUUUGAGCUGUACACGGCGUUCAGCUCCUUGGUGACCAAAGUGGGCGCGAUUAACGUCAUUACCAAACUCCUGCGCUGGAUCAAGAAGGAGGAAGACCGGCUGUUCAUACGUUACCCCCCAAAGUAUUCCACCACUCCCCUUCCAGGGAAAGGGGUGAAAGCCAGCCGGACUGAUCGGACUGACCCUUCUCAGAACGGCUUUUUCUCCGGACUCUAGCUAAAACGAUGGUGCAGAACCACCCAUAGUAGCCGGCCCUGUCGGCACCCCUUGCAGUGUUGUCUAACCGCUACGUUCUAAAUGUGCAUCCCCGGGACUAGAGUACUAACCCGCGUGCAGCCCCUCCACGGGAGGAUGCAUUGUCUAUGGAACUGGAGACCAUUGCUGCAACUUCUAAUGCGUUCUGUUCUAGUUUCCUUCUGUGUCCUCAGAAUAAAGCUGCUCCAGACAAAA